Molecule: messenger RNA, 1312 nt
Organism: Carlito syrichta (Philippine tarsier)
Lineage: Eukaryota; Metazoa; Chordata; Mammalia; Primates; Tarsiidae
Gene: WBP1
Product: WW domain binding protein 1
Exons: 5
Coding region: 53-1099 (348 amino acids)
Molecular function (GO): WW domain binding
Source: RefSeq, a predicted model, not a curated record
UGUUGAUUGGCAGGGCAAAGCAAUCUGGGCCCCAGUUGGCGGAGCUCUCCGGAUGGAGAGUGAUGGUGGUGGCGGCGGCGAAGAUGGGCCGGGCAGGGACCAUGGCUGUGGCGGCAGAGGUGGCAGGGGCGGGGCGGCUGGCGGUAGAGGAGGCUGUGGUCUUCAGGGGGCUGUAGGUGGAGGCAUGGCUCGGGCCAGCAUCGGGAACGGCAGCGAGGAGGCCUGGGGGGCACUUCGGGCGCCGCAACAGCAGAGUCCGGCAGCGUCUUCUCUUGAGGGAGCAAUUUGGAGAAGAGCUGGAACCCAGACUCGCGCCCUGGAUGCCAUCCUUUAUCAUCCACAGCAAUCCCAUCUGCUUCGAGAGCUAUGCCCAGGAGCGAACAACCAGCCCUACCUCUGCGAGAGUGGUCACUGCUGCGGGGAGACUGGCUGCUGUACCUACUACUAUGAGCUCUGGUGGUUUUGGCUCCUCCUCUGGACUGUCCUCAUCCUCUUUAGCUGCUGUUGUGCCCUCCGCCACCGACGAGCUAAACUCCGGCUGCAACAACAGCAGCGGCAGCGUGAGAUCAACUUGUUGGCCUACCAUAGGGCAUGCCACGGGGCUGGCCCUGCCCCUACCAGUUCCCUGCUUGACCUUCGCCUCCUCAGCGCCUUCAAACCCCCAGCCUACGAGGAUGUGGUUCUCCGCCCAGGCACACCGCCACCUCCUUAUACGGUGGCCCCAGGCUGCCCCUUGACUGCUUCCAGUGAACCAGCCUGCUGCUCCUCCUCAUCCAGCUGCUCUGCCCACUGUGAGGGAACAAAUGGGGAAGGUGUUUCCUCCCACCAGGGUGCCCCCCCUUAUCAGGAGGGUGAGCUUGUAGCAGGGGUGAGCCCUGCCCCCACACCUGCCUCCUGCCGCUAUCGCCGCCUGACUGGUGACUCAGGUAUUGAGCUCUGCCCUUGUCCUGCCUCCGGUGAGGGUGAGCUGGUCAAGGAGGUGAGGGCUGGUGGUACCCUGCCAGAUCUGGAGGACUACUCCCCUUGUGCACUGUCCCCAGAUUUGGUGCCCCAGGUGUCCCCCUUGGGGUUGGUUUCCAGUAAAGAGGACAUCCCAUAAGUAGUUUUGGGAGGAUGGGUGGGUUAUUUGCCCAGCAGAAACAGCCCUGGGGCCCAACUCCUUGAGUUCUUUGGCCCCUCCCUUCCCUCCUAGAAUAUGCCUGAAAGGGCUGGAGCCCUGAGGAGAGGGGCAGUAUUUGGGGGACUGUGCUAGCUCUACCCCUCAAGACAUACACAGGAGCCUUUGAUCUCAUUAAAGAGAUGUGAACCAGCU